Aspergillus caelatus is the source of this 1107-nucleotide messenger RNA. RefSeq names its product oxidoreductase, short-chain dehydrogenase/reductase family. The record is from RefSeq and is a predicted model, not a curated record. Bases 1 to 1107 code for a protein of 368 amino acids. The transcript is spliced from 2 exons. Lineage: Eukaryota; Fungi; Ascomycota; Eurotiomycetes; Eurotiales; Aspergillaceae.
AUGUGUAUGCCAGGGAAUUGCUCUCUGCAUGAAUACCGCCAGUAUCUGUCAAGUUGCGACUCAGCUACCAGCAACAGUCCGGACAUCAGAAAGCUACGGCGAAAGAACGCCGCUAUGAACUUGAACCAGUCCCAGAUGUCUCUGGGCGACCACUACGACGAGUACCCAACCUCGGUCUCAUCGGCAGCGUCAAGCCCGCCGCCAUUAUCCCCAUCGCAUUCACCCAGCGCUCUAAGCGAGCAGCCUGAGAGCCUGGAUGGCUUCCUCCGUAUGAGAUAUCACCGUCAUAUAUCUCCAGUAGACCAGUGCUUACUCGCGGAUUUAGCCCCGGGGACCCCCAGCUCCGUAGACGACGACCAUGACACAUUCCGGGAUCGACUCGAGAGAUAUCCCGACCCAGAUCCCAAACCAGUCCCACGCAAUCUCCCAGCAUCUGUCCAUAGUCACACAAAGCGGUACUCGGACUCGAUGCUCCUCAACGUAAAGAAGCCCACCACAACCAUCAUCCAUCAAGGUACAUCGUUUGAGAUCCUCAAUCCCCAUGAAUCACUUCACUUUGCUCGCAUCGUCUCGUACAUCGAAGACGUCGACAGCUUCUCCACAGGCCACAACAGGGACUCCUACAUCUCAAUCACCGAAGACACCGUGAUCAUCGAAUCGGACCCUUGGUCCUAUGACCCCCCAACACACGCUGAAGAAGCCUUCGAAGACGAAAACCGAAAGUCCCAACUAGAUAUCGGCGACACCCAAGGCCUCCACCACCACCUCAUGCCCUCCAUUAAUGAGCUUCUCGAAGAAACAACCCUCAACAUGACCCGCUAUCUCGCCUCCAAACCCAGACAAUGCGCCAGUCCAACUAACGAAAGUGAUCUCGGCGAGCCCGGAGACCCAGUCUACGACGAUAACCACCCCAUGAUCUCCCACGACGCCCUCUGGCAAUUCGAUAUCGGUAUAGACCCAGCCACCAAACCCCCCUCGAACGAACAGACCAUGACUCCACGAACCGAGAUCAAAAUCCACCGUCGUCCAACCCGGAGGUCAACCACCAGUCCCUUGCGGAAACUCUGCGGGUUGUUUCGCAGGAAAACAGGGAAGCAGGCGAAGUAG